AUGCCGCGGCGGGGGGACGAGUACGAGGACGACGACGACCAGGAGCCGGAAGAGGAGGAGGAGGAGGAGUACGCCUUGGACGAGGAGGACGAGGAGGAGGAAUAUGAGGACGACGGCGGGAAGACGAAGCGCAAGAGGGGCGGCGGGUCGCAGUACAUAGAUUCGUACGCGGAGGAGGACGAGGAUGAGGAUGAGGAAGAAGAGUACGGUGGGGGCCGCCGUGGACGAGGAGGUAAGCGGCACAGGAAGGGCGCGAUGGAUUUUUUUGACGAAGAAGCAGUCGUGGAUAGCGAUGAGGAGGAGGAGGAGGAGGAUGAGCCGGAGGAUGAUUUCAUUGAUAUGGGGGGUGAUCUACCUGAAGAGGAUGAUAGACGAAUGCAUCGCCGUCCCUUGCUUCCACGUGAGGAUGAGCAAGAAGAUGUUGAGGAAAUGGAGAGAAGAAUUGCGGAGAAAUAUGCUGCUAGGAGCCUUAAUGUUGAAUAUGAUGAGGAGGCUACAGAUGUAGAACAACAAGCUCUACUGCCAUCUGUUAGGGAUCCAAAACUAUGGAUGGUGAAAUGUGCGAUUGGACGUGAAAGGGAGGUGGCAGUCUGCCUCAUGCAAAAGUGCAUUGAUAGAGGUCCCGAAAUGCAAAUUAGAUCUGUCAUAGCACUGGAUCAUCUCAAAAACUAUAUAUACAUUGAAGCAGACAAAGAGGCUCAUGUGAGGGAGGCUGUUAAGGGUAUGCGAAAUAUAUAUCCAAGUAAGAUAAUGCUCGUCCCAAUUAAGGAGAUGACCGAUGUUCUUUCGGUUGAAAGCAAAGCAAUUGAUAUUUCUAGGGACACCUGGGUUAGAAUGAAGAUUGGAAUAUAUAAGGGGGAUCUCGCCAAGGUUGUUGAUGUUGACAAUGUGCGGCAGAGAGCAACUGUGAAAUUAAUCCCAAGGAUCGACUUGCAGGCCCUGGCUAACAAAUUGGAAGGUAGGGAGGUUCCAAAGAAAAAGGCAUUUACCCCACCUGCACGAUUGAUGAAUAUAGAUGAAGCUAGAGAGCUUCAUAUUCGUGUGGAGCGGAGACGAGAUCCGUCUACUGGUGAUUAUUUUGAAAAAAUUGAAGGGAUGAUGUUCAAGGAUGGCUUUCUGUAUAAAAACGUAUCACUUAAAUCUCUCAGCACUCAGAACGUGCAACCAACUUUUGAUGAACUCGAGAAAUUUAGACAUUCUGGUGAGGGUGGUGAUGGUGACAUGGCCGGUUUGUCAACACUUUUUGCCAACAGAAAGAAAGGUCAUUUCAUGAAGGGUGACCGGGUUAUAGUUGUCAAAGGAGAUCUUAGAAACUUGAAAGGAUGGGUGGAAAAAGUUGAGGAAGAUACUGUUCAUAUUAAACCAAAUGAAAAAGGCCUUCCUAAAACUUUGGCUAUCAACGACAAAGAGCUUUGCAAGUACUUUGAACCUGGAAAUCAUGUGAAGGUUGUAUCCGGUGCUUCUGAUGGUGCAACUGGUAUGGUUGUCUCUGUUGAAGGCCAUGUGGUUAACAUAGUAUCUGACACGACGAAGGAACUUCUCCGUGUGUUUGCUGACAAUGUUGUGGAAAGUUCUGAAGUGACUUCCGGUGUUACUAGGAUUGGUGAUUAUGAGCUUCAUGACCUUGUGCUACUUGAUGAUAAUAGUUUUGGUGUAAUUAUACGCGUGGAGAGUGAAGCAUUUCAGGUCCUGAAGGGUGUCGCAGAGAGACCUGAUGUUGCCCUGGUGAGGUUGAGGGAGAUUAGGUACAAGAUUGACAAGAAGCUAUUUGCAAAAGAUCGUCAUAAUAAUACAUUAUCAGUGAAAGAUGUUGUAAAAAUUCUUGAGGGUCCCUGUAAGGGGAAACAAGGUCCGGUUGAACACAUAUACAAAGGAAUUUUGUUUGUUUAUGAUAGGCAUCACCUGGAGCAUGCUGGUUUCAUUUGUGUCAAAUCUGAGUUUUGUAUGAUGGUGGGUGGGUCACGCGCAAACAGUGAUAGAAAUGGUAAUGCAAUGGCUUCAAGAUUUAGUCACCUUAGAACUCCUCCACGGGUUCCCCAAUCUACUAUGAGACCACCUAGGGGUGGUCCUAUGAACUUUGGAGGAAGGCGUGGAGGUGGAAGAGGUCAUGAUGCUUUAGUUGGAGCUGCUGUUAAAAUUCGUCUGGGCCACUACAAGGGAUGCAAGGGACGUGUGGUAGAUGUAAAAGGUGCCACGGUCCGAGUUGAGUUGGAGUCACAAAUGAAGGUUGUUGCAGGCAAGUUUCCUUUCUUUGAUCGCAGUUAUAUAUCCGAUAACGUCAACGUUACUACGCCAUUCAGGGAAACAUCUAGAUAUGGCAUGGGAAGUGAGACCCCUAUGCAUCCUUCUCGAACACCACUGCAUCCAUAUAUGACUCCUAUGAGAGAUUCGUAUGCAACUCCUCAUCAUGAUGGUAUGAGGACUCCUAUGCGUAACCGUGCAUGGAAUCCUUACACACCAAUGAGUCCACCAAGGGACAACUGGGAAGACGGGAAUCCUGCUUCUUGGGGAACUAGUCCACAAUAUCAGCCUGGAAGUUCUCCUUCACGAGCAUACGAAGCGCCUACUCCUGGUUCUGGUUGGACAAAUGCUCCAAAUAACAAUUACAACGAUGCGGGCACACCUAGGGAUAGUGGUUCUGCCUAUGCAAAUGCUCCAAGCCCAUACUUGCCGUCCACACCUGGUGGGCAGCCACCAAUGACACCAAGUUCGGCAUACUUACCCGGUACUCCUGGUGGGCAACCAAUGACACCUGGAAGUGGUGGUUUGGAUAUGAUGUCACCAGUUGUAGGUAAAUUAUGUUCUUACUUUUACCUUGUCUCUAUAAAUAAUUUGGUGUCAAAUUAUUAUGUCCUGAAAUUUGCUUCUUUUGCAGGUGGGGACAAUGAAGGCCCCUGGUUCCUCCCAGAAAUUUUGGUCAAUGUCCGUAGGGCUGGUGAAGAUAGCUCGCUGGGUGUUAUAAAAGAUGUUCUGCCGGAUGGGUCGUGCAGAGUAGGUUUGGGAUCGAGCGGUAAUGGUGAGAUGGUCACAGUCCUCCCUAGUGAAAUCGAGGUGGUGCCUCCGAGAAAGGCAGAGAAGAUCAAGAUCAUGGGCGGUGCACACCGUGGGGCCACCGGUAAGCUUAUCGGUAUAGACGGGACCGAUGGAAUUGUGAAAGUCGACGACACUCUUGAUGUCAAAAUCUUGGACAUGGUUAUAUUGGCAAAGCUUGUGCAGACAUGA
Molecule: messenger RNA, 3222 nt
Organism: Striga hermonthica
Lineage: Eukaryota; Viridiplantae; Streptophyta; Magnoliopsida; Lamiales; Orobanchaceae
Source: the annotation of a GenBank genome assembly